UUUGCUUUUGCUUGCUCUCGCUCGCUCUCGUCGUAUAAUACGCACGUAACGUAGCAUCAAAUUAUUUUGUGAAGUCUUUAUUUAUUUUAAUUUAUUGUAUUAUUGGCAUUUAUUUACUUAAAAAUUAAUUAUAAGAAUUAUCUACAAUGUUAACUGUGUAAAUAAGAAACAAAAGGUACUUAAAGUACCAGUACCUGAGUAGCGUAACUGCAAAUUAAAAUUAUUUUGUGUUUGGUGCUUUUACUUCAUACCGUGUAAGCAACAUAAUCCACAAUGGCGGAAGCACAUUCGGCGGUGGCGUUCUCGUUCGCGAUAACCCACGACGGGUGGGAUGUCAACUUUGACCGGGAGGUGUUGUACCUGGUGUGGGAGUCGGGACUUAGGUCCUGGAGGAAGCGGCUGGCCAGGUUCAGGAACAGCGUCCACAAUGGAGUAUACCCUGGGCACCUGCAAUCGCUUUAUGUCUUGUGGACAUUGCUCGUUGCAGCCCAUUUUGGGGGAUUCAACAUACCAUUUGGUUUAGUACAAAAAGCUCUCACUAUUAUGCCCGGGGAUUCCACGAUGUGGCAAGUGAUAGCUUGCUUGGUAGCUGCGCUGACCAUGUGGCUAUCCGUCAUAUUCAUGAUGAGAUAUCUUCUCAAACUACUGCUGAUGUACAAGGGUUGGAUGUAUGAAUCACGAGCGCCAGGUGCAAAGAUAUCCAGGAAGACAUUACUGUGGAUCGCCGUGGUGAAGGUCCUCUCCGGGUGGAACAAACCCAAGCUGUACAGCUUCCAGGGCUCCCUGCCCAGACUGCCAUUGCCUUCUGUCAAAGAUACUAUGAAACGGUACCUGAUAAGCGUACGUCCAUUACUAGACGACGAGAAUUACAAACGCGUAGAGAGAUUGGCCAAUGAGUUUGAGCAGACUAUAGCUGUGAAACUCCAGCGGUACCUCAUCCUGAAGUCCUGGUGGUCGAGCAAUUACGUGUCCGACUGGUGGGAGGAGUACGUGUACUUACGUGGCAGGUCGCCCCUCAUGGUGAACUCCAACUUCUACGGCAUAGACGCGAUCAUGAUCAGGCCGACUAAGAUACAAGCGGCGAGGGCGGCCGUGAUCAUACAUUUGGCGCUGAAGUUCAGGAGGCUGAUUGAUAGGCAGGAGUUGGAGCCGAUAAUGCUACAAGGCAUGGUGCCCCUCUGCUCGUGGCAGUACGAGCGUAUCUUCAACACGGUGAGAGUCCCCGGCAUUGAGACGGACAAGAUAGUGCACUACCAGGACUCGAACCACAUCACCGUGUACCACAAGGGCCGCUACUUCAAGCUCAUGGUCUACUCCAGGGGGCGGCUUUUGCAGCCCGCCGAACUGCAAAUACAAAUCCAACAAAUCCUAGAUGACAAAUCGGAGCCAGUUAUCGGUGAAGAGCGAUUGGCAGCCCUGACCGCCGGCGACCGCACGCACUGGGCCCAUAUCCGGACGACUAUGUUCAACCGUGGUCACAACAGGACUUCCCUUCACUGUAUUGAGCGGGCCGCCUUCAAUGUAUGCCUUGAUGACAUUGAGUAUGGUUAUGAUGAGUCUGACCCUACUUCCCUGGAGAAACAGGGUCGCAUCCUACUCCACGGGAAAGGUCACGAUCGGUGGUUCGACAAGUCGUUCAACCUGUGCUUCAGCACCAACGGCUCGCUUGGUUUCAACGCUGAGCAUACAUGGGCGGACGCUCCAGUUAUGGGUCAUUUGUGGGAAUACGUUAUAUGGUCCGAGUUGGAAGUUGGUUACGCCCCAGACGGCAAUACCCUGGGCACGGUGGAGGCUCCACCCCCGCCGCCGAUCCGCCUGCAGUGGGAACUCAACAAUGAGGAGCUCCUCAAAGGGAUAGACGUGUCCUAUAAUGUCGCGCAGAAACUGCUGAACGAUGUCGAUCUGAGGAUUCUCAUGUACACCAAAUAUGGAAAAGGAUUCAUGAAGACAUGCCGAGUAUCCCCUGACGCGUUCAUCCAACUGAUUCUCCAAUUGUCAUACUACCGCGACGCCGGAAGGUUCUGUCUUACUUACGAGGCUUCCAUGACCAGGAUGUUCCGUGAAGGUCGCACUGAGACCGUCAGACCUUGCACCAUUGAGAGCUCAGCCUGGGUUAAGGCUAUGCAGGAUCCUGACGCUACGGUGGAACAAAAAAUAGAGUUAUUCCAGAAAGCUUCCCAGCGUCAUCAGAUAGGAUACCAGGACGCGAUGUCCGGCCGGGGCAUAGACCGGCACCUGUUCUGCCUGUACGUGGUCUCCAAGUACCUGGAGCUGGAGUCGCCCUUCCUCCAGGAGGUGUUCAACGAGCCCUGGCGUCUUUCCACCAGCCAGACACCCCACGGUCAAACAAACCUCCUCGACUUGAAGAAGUACCCCAAAUGUAUCAGCGCUGGCGGCGGCUUCGGUCCAGUUGCCGACGACGGCUACGGAGUCUCCUACAUCAUCGUUGGUGAUGACACCGUUUUCUUCCACGUCUCCAGCAAGAAGAGUUGCCCCAUUACGAGUUCGUCGAAUUUCGUCAAACAGAUCGAGGGCUCGCUACAGGACGUCAAAGAUCUAUUCUUGGAGUAUAAGAAACUCAAAAACGGUGUUAAUAACUCUUAAUUAGGCCUAUAUUGUUUUAGAGUAAUAUUCAAAUUUCGUUGUUGUUUCAAUUGUGUAGUUUAUAAAUAUUUUUCCUAAGCUCUGAUUGUGUUGACACGACACGACAAACUUUAUACUUGUUUCUCAUGGGGGUAGGCAGAGACGAUAGUUUCCACUUUUUACUAAUCCUUUUCACGUAUAACCAAGGUGUAUGUCGAUCUUCCCUCUCUUUCUGUCUCAAGGAUUUAAAAAGAGAGGGAUAGAUAUAUGCUUCGUGAACGUUCGUUAUUGACCCCUGUGUGUUCUUUCUUUACUAUCACAUAAUAAAUACUCGCCACUUUCCCGAAAGGGUAGGCAGAUGAGUAAGAAAUACCGGAAAAUAUUUAUAAUUAUAACCUCAAUAUUACACUCGGAAAAUAACAUGAAACCAACGACGACCCUCACAUGUAAAGUGGACAGAGCGUAGUUCAAUUUACGUGCCGUCAAAUGCAUUCAGAACUUUAGUAUAAAGCACAUAGUUUUAAAGCUUGAUUGGAUUGGGAUUCGCGCACUCUUAAGCUUAAAGUACCACAGAACACUGAACGCCCUAUAGUCUUCCUUGCUCUGUUAUAUGACACAUUUAAAUGUCCAGUCAUCUUUCAAUAUUAAGCAGAUACAUAUUAUAUUGAAAAGUACUAACAGUGUCUUAAAUAAAAUACUUGACAAUUUUAAUUAAUUUAAUUCAAUAUUAUUUUAACGAACCGGUUUUUACUUGGUUAAGAACGCGGUUAGACUGAAGAUGCAAUUAAUUGUCCAGACUUGUAGCCGUGGCCGUAAAACACUUUAAAAAUUUUAAUUUUUUUUUAUAACAUUAACUUAAUCGUAUGCCAAAUAAAUCUGGUAGACGUCAGCCUAGAAGUUUUAUUAAUAUUAAAUUAAAAAAGAAAACUUUUGUUGUUUAUAUCCAUUUGAAUAUGAGGGUACUUCACUAUUAUUAGACUAUAAUGAACUUCGAUCAACUAUGAACGUCAGAAACAGAGCAAAUGCGCCGAGGAAAUGGCCAGUUUCAGUGGACGAACUGUGUGCAAUUAUAUAUUAUUGUACCAAAACUAAAUAAAUAAAUGUGCUCUAUGAAAAGACUUGUCUGUGAAUGUGGGGUUGUAUGCAUUAAUCUAUUUUAUUACCGAAAUCACAAGUUGAAAUCCUAAAUAAAAUCAACUAUUCACAAUAACACUCGUAUAAAGAAUUUUUUUUUAUUAACGAUGUUGCCCGAGCUGACUUGGACUAGCGAUUUAAAAAACCAUUGAUAAUUCUAUGUUCCAUUCGUUUGCUCUGAAAUCGUCCAUGAUAUAUUUUAAUAUUGUUAUUCACAACAUUGACAACUUAUUGCAUAUCUAAUCUGUGUUCAUGAAAUUUGUAUUAGAUAAAUGUUGUUACAUAAUUCCAUUGAUAUUUCAUAUUUAUAUAUUUGUGCACUCGCAUUUCACGAGCGAAUCAAAUGUUUGUAAAAAUAAAACCGGGGUGCUAUCUUUAAACCUGGUGUCUUAUUUCGAAUGGUUAAUCGAACUCGUAGAUAUCGAAUGAGACAUCAGUAGCAAAAUAGCACCCGUGGUUUUAAUAGUAUCUCGGCAAAUUAUUUAUUAAUAUUUUUUGAUGAACAUUUUCUGUUAUUAACUCGAAUAUGGAAAUGGGAUGUACAAUUGUACAGUUGAUAACGUUUAACAUGUAUAUUGCGAAAUAUAUUACAGUGAAUAAUUUGAUUGGGGCAAAAGUUUUCAUAGCAAUUUAUAUAAAUGAGCAUAUUUUAAAAACGUUUUAACUCUGUACAGUCUAAUUAUAAUCGUAUCUCUUUCUAGUUUUCACAUCACUUUUUGAAAGAUUUAUUGAGACGUUUGUCCCGACUUAAAAAUAUAUAUAUUGAAUGUACAUUGGUGUUUCUGUGAGGGUGUAGCUUGUUAUUCACAUUAUACAUAGGGUAGGAAUAUAAGUAUAUCCACAGACAUAUAUAUUUAACUAGAUUACACAACCAUCCUCUGAGAAGAUUUACCUUAUUACUAGUUUACAAUUAUAUUAUCCGUGUUUAAUCUUUUAUUUUCCUUUUUAUUAUUUAAUGCCUUCUUCAUUCACAUGGCCCCAAAGCACAUCGUCUUGCGUUUGAAAUAAAAUAGUAUCUAAUCUAGUAGGUUAUAUGUCUGUGUAAUAAGUAGGCGUCUGACGGACAUGUAUGUACAAUGUCUGGCACAUAAGUUUAAUCAAGACAUGUGUCUGCGCAGUUGCUAUAGUCGAACAUACCUUACCUCGACUUGGCUGGUACAUUUUACACAGAGAUGAACUAAGGUGCCAGACAAUGUAUUGGUAGCGUGUUAUACAAUGCAAAAUAAUUAUAACUUGUGAUAAGAGGUCCCUUGUAUAUAUUUUAUAAUGCUUUUAUGAUUUUUGCUACGAUUUUGUUUUCUAUAAUAAUGACUUUCAAUAAUAAAAGCAGUUGAUGAAUGUCGUUCGGUUAUAUAAUAUUAGUUUAUUGGGUUUAUGAAUAUAUGAACACAUUGCAUGUUAUGUACCUAUUACAAUCAGGGGAUGUGCGCUAAAACAUAAAACAACGUCUACAGUUAUCAAAAUGGGAGACAUAGUGGAUUGAAAUCAGUUAUUGUCUGGAAUUGACAGUUACAAAUCGACAAGCAAAACUUGACAAUCGUUGUGUUUUCGUAAUAUAAGUACAUCGGCAAUCCAAUGCAUUUGUUUUAAACGAUUUAUUUUAAUACUCUGAAAUGUUAUUCUGUCCAUUAAAAUAAUUAAGUAGUUAUAUUAUUUGAUUAGGGGGUUAUUUAAGGCUGUAAACAUCUAGAUCGUGUUUCGUAGAACUAUCACCCAAUCAUUUUUAAAUUUAUGUAUGGAUUCUUCCAACUGUCAAUAGUUCGAGUUCGCAUCGAACGAAAAUCCACUUAUUUGAAUUAUGAGUGAGUCGCUUAGUUCGGAAAUAGAACAUCAGUACCACUAAUAAUUUGUUUGAAAUUCCGUUUUUCGCAAAAUUAGGCAGUUGGGUAUAGUGAACCGGGACCAAGCAUCCGUGACCAGUUACAUUUUAAACGUGUUCUUACAAUAUUUUCAGGGUAUUUAGAAGUAACUAACCACAUUUUUUUUUUACAAAAAACAAAAAAGGAAUUUAUUUUUCUUAAUUCUGCUUAUUUUUGGCCACCUCUAUUUUGUAACAAACUUUAACCUUUUAUUUUUAAGUUUUACACUAAUUUGACAUUCCUUCAGCCGAUUCCGGGAUGUUACAAUCUUAUUUCUCUCUUCGGUCACCGAUGCUUAGUCUAUAAGACAAUAGUGCAAUAAAUCAAAGUGCUAGUUAAUCGUAUUGUUGAAUAAUUGAAAUAAAUAGUAAAAUAUCGCGUUCCGUUACUAUUGGAAUUGAAAGUGAGAGUAGAUUUGCACAGCUAGAAAUUAAUUUUGCUUGUAAUUUAUUUAUUUUUUUACUCAGAUUAUCUGUUUCGAAGUUAUUCAACAUUUAGCUGAAAUCCCACUGUCAUAAUUAUAAACGGAACGCGAAUCUUCAAUUGUUUUUAAUUUUAUAUUUACCAAACUGCAUAAUAUGAUAUGGCAUUUAACUUAAAAAUGAAUCAGGUUGAGGGGCCAAAGUAUGUGAUUUUUUUUUAUACAUUUUGGUUUCGCCUAGAAUAGACCCUCUCUAGAGUAAUGGAAUAAUAAUAGUUUUUGGAAGAAUGUGUUUUAAGCUACUUACAAAUUUUUAUCAUUCAAUUGUAAAUAAAUAUAGUGAUCAGUG
This is a messenger RNA of Amyelois transitella, 6346 nucleotides long. It is a transcript of the gene whd, whose product is annotated as carnitine O-palmitoyltransferase 1, liver isoform. Gene Ontology annotation, biological process: fatty acid metabolic process; carnitine metabolic process. Gene Ontology annotation, cellular component: mitochondrion. The transcript has 16 exons. Gene Ontology annotation, molecular function: carnitine O-palmitoyltransferase activity. The record is from RefSeq and is a predicted model, not a curated record. NCBI's taxonomy places the organism in Eukaryota, Metazoa, Arthropoda, Insecta, Lepidoptera, Pyralidae. The coding region runs from base 274 to 2604 and encodes 776 amino acids.